AUGUGCUUCGCCCUCUCUUGUACCCGUCUCUCCCCCCUGUCUCCCCUUCCCUACAACCUACCCCCAUCCCUCCGCCCCUCCACCCCUCCCACGCCACACCCUGGCAUUCAAUCUGCAAGGCUGCGUCUCGCCAAGUCGUUCGCUGUGCAUGGGACAACCGCCCCCCCUCCCCUCCUACCCCAUUUCAGCGGUGGCGAAUCUGUGGCGAAUGUGACUCUAACGAGCAUCACGCUGCACAAGCACAUCAACUGGGUGUUCCUCCCCCAGGUCUUCCUCCUCUGCGCGGAUGGUAACCGCUCCGACCUGCCCUUCUCACCGCCGCUCAACAUUCAAGUGAACCUCACAGGGAAGGAGGACUGGCAGCCGCUUUUCCAAAUGGACAGUGGCGGGUGCAAGUCGUGCGGCAUAUACGAGAAGGGGUGGAUAGCAGACAGCCCCUACCUGCUCUUCCCGCUCUGCGAGUCCAACUUCUCAACCCCCAAGGGCCACUCGCCCGCCCCCGGUGCCGCGGGCUUUGGGGAGCUGCUGCUGGCGGACCCAACGGGCACUGUAGAGUUUGUGCUCUCGUGCCCUGCUUGUGUGAGGGACUUGGAAAUGAGCACAGGCGAUGUUCACACGGCGCCUGCACCUCAAGGCUUGGGGGUGGUUGUCUGGGUGAUAGCAGGCGUGGCAGUAAUGGGUGUGCUUGUACUGCUCAUCACAUCUGUAGUGUACAUUACUAAAGGUGGCGACCAGAUUGUCGACGAAUCGGAGCGCGCCAAGUUUAUUGAAAUGGGGGCUACGUCAUCAGAGGAGCCUCUUUAUGCGUUGGGAAGAGAGCCUCGCCUUGCAUCUGAUGUGCUUAAAGGUGAUCCUGAUGACUACCUAUAG
This is a messenger RNA of Closterium sp. Naga37s-1, 870 nucleotides long. Lineage: Eukaryota; Viridiplantae; Streptophyta; Zygnematophyceae; Desmidiales; Closteriaceae. The record is from the annotation of a GenBank genome assembly.